CCGCACCGCGAUGGCCGUGGCCGUGGGGAGACCGGCGAGCGAUGACCUGAGGAACCUGUCCCUCUCUGGCCAUGUGGGCUUCGACAGCCUCCCUGAUCAGCUGGUCAACAAGUCAACAUCGCAGGGCUUCUGCUUCAACAUCCUCUGCGUGGGUGAAACCGGCAUCGGCAAGUCAACGUUGAUGGACACUCUGUUCAAUACCAAGUUUGAAAGUGAACCUGCGACGCACAACGAGCCUGGCGUGAGAUUGAAAGCCAGGAGUUAUGAGCUCCAGGAGAGUAAUGUCCGUCUGAAGCUGACUAUUGUUGACACGGUUGGAUUUGGCGAUCAAAUUAACAAAGACGACAGCUACAAGCCUAUAGUAGAAUAUAUCGAUGCGCAGUUUGAAGCCUACUUGCAAGAAGAGCUGAAGAUCAAACGAUCCCUGUUCAAUUACCAUGACACCAGAAUUCACGCCUGCCUAUAUUUCAUUGCACCAACUGGACACUCGCUGAAGUCCCUAGACUUGGUCACCAUGAAGAAGCUCGACAGUAAGGUGAACAUCAUCCCCAUCAUUGCCAAGGCUGACACCAUUGCAAAAAACGAGUUGCACAAGUUCAAGAGUAAAAUAAUGAGUGAGCUGGUCAGCAACGGUGUCCAGAUCUACCAGUUCCCAACAGAUGAAGAGACAGUGGCUGAGAUAAACGCCACGAUGAGCGUCCACCUUCCUUUUGCUGUAGUUGGCAGCACUGAAGAAGUGAAGAUCGGCAAUAAGAUGGCAAAAGCCAGGCAGUACCCCUGGGGUGUCGUGCAGGUUGAAAAUGAAAAUCACUGUGACUUUGUGAAGCUGCGGGAGAUGCUGAUCCGAGUGAACAUGGAGGACUUGAGAGAGCAGACGCACACCCGGCACUACGAGCUGUACAGGCGCUGCAAACUUGAAGAGAUGGGAUUCAAAGACACGGAUCCGGACAGCAAGCCUUUCAGUCUCCAAGAGACUUACGAAGCAAAGAGGAAUGAAUUCCUGGGCGAACUCCAGAAGAAGGAGGACGAAAUGAGGCAGAUGUUUGUCAUGCGAGUGAAGGAGAAGGAAGCAGAGUUGAAGGAAGCUGAGAAAGAUCUUCAUGAAAAGUUUGACCAUCUAAAGAGGACUCACCAAGAAGAGAAGAAAAAAGUGGAAGACAAAAAGAAGGAACUUGAGGAAGAGCUGAACAACUUUCAAAAAAAGAAGGCAGCAGCUCAGCUAUUACAGUCACAGGCUCAGCAGGCAGGUUCUCAACAAACCAAGAAAGACAAGGACAAGAAAAAUGCAAGCUUCACAUAAAGCCUGUCAAGCCAAGGAUGUUCCUGCAUUCACCUGCUUUUGCAGUAAUGUGUCUUUGCCAUCUGUUUUCUUUUUUUAUUUUUUAACAUGAAUAACUAUUAACUCAUCUAAUAACAUAGUGGGAACAAGAAGGAUUGGGUACAGGACU
Messenger RNA from Gavia stellata (red-throated loon), 1448 nucleotides. It is a transcript of the gene SEPTIN11, whose product is annotated as septin 11. The record is from RefSeq and is a predicted model, not a curated record. Gene Ontology annotation, cellular component: septin complex; microtubule cytoskeleton; cell division site. Gene Ontology annotation, molecular function: molecular adaptor activity; GTPase activity; GTP binding. The coding region runs from base 11 to 1300 and encodes 429 amino acids. The transcript has 10 exons. Lineage: Eukaryota; Metazoa; Chordata; Aves; Gaviiformes; Gaviidae. Gene Ontology annotation, biological process: cytoskeleton-dependent cytokinesis.